AUUAAAAAUCAACUUUUGCAGCGCGCCCCGCGCAGCGUGGUAACUGAAUAAAAUGCGGCGGUUGUGGGCGGCGAUGAUUUGUGGGGUUAGUGUGUGGUGGCUUAUCCCGGGAGCCACGACGGCAGCGGGGCACAACAUCACCAGCAUCCUAGAGAACAAGCCAGAGCUGAGCAGCUUCAGUAGUUACCUGACGGAGACAAACCUGACCGCCGAAAUCAACCGCCGCGAGGGGAUAACCGUGUUGGCGGUAGACAAUGCGGCCAUGGAAGCUCUAGCCGGCGGCGGCAACCGGACACUAGAAUCGAUCAAGGACGUCCUCCUACUCCACGUCCUCGUCGACUACAUCGACGGCGCCGACAACGAGACCGGCCGCGGCGCAGUUGCUGUGCCUACUUUGUGCCAGGGGACGAGCACGAAUCUGGGCUCGGACGGCUUCGUCAAUGUGGUGCGAGCGCCGCAGGCGGGCGGCGGAGAAUCAGUGGCGUUCCUGCCGGUCAAUGUGGUCAACCCGACGAGCCUAGAGCCGCUGCCCGCUUUUGUUGAGUCCGUUGAGAAGGUGCCUAACAGCAUUUCCGUGAUCCAGAUCUCCCACUUCUUGACCUUACCGCACAAGUAGAGUAAAUUUACCAAAUAGUGCAAACAAAGACUGUCAAUUUUAAAAUACAAGUAU
Messenger RNA from Cuscuta epithymum, 670 nucleotides. Lineage: Eukaryota; Viridiplantae; Streptophyta; Magnoliopsida; Solanales; Convolvulaceae. The record is from the annotation of a GenBank genome assembly.